Molecule: messenger RNA, 1821 nt
Organism: Sarcophilus harrisii (Tasmanian devil)
Lineage: Eukaryota; Metazoa; Chordata; Mammalia; Dasyuromorphia; Dasyuridae
Gene: GPN3
Product: GPN-loop GTPase 3
Exons: 8
Coding region: 245-1099 (284 amino acids)
Molecular function (GO): GTPase activity
Source: RefSeq, a predicted model, not a curated record
ACCUCAAUGUAGUUCUUUUCUCUUUAGGAAGCAUGACCCUCCUGAAGACCCGUAGCAGGAGGCGUGGCUGUGGAUGAUAGAACAGGGCAGGGACACAAGGCGGGCCCUCGCUUUCGAUUGGCCCUCCCACCCCUCCCGGAAGUUGAGUCGCGGACUGGGCGCACUCUGAAGUUGCCGGGACGCUCUUGGCGCGCUGCUUCCUCUCUGACUCCGUCAGUCUCGGCGGGGACCCACGAGGAUCAAAAUGCCUCGGUACGCGCAGCUGGUGAUGGGCCCCGCCGGCAGCGGAAAGAGCACAUACUGCCAUACCAUGGUCCAGCACUGUGAGACCCUGAACCGCUCCGUCCAAGUGAUGAACCUGGAUCCUGCAGCCGAGCACUUCAGCUACCCUGUGAUGGCAGACAUCCGGGAGCUGAUUGAGGUGGACGACGUCAUGGAGGAUGACUCCCUGAGGUUUGGCCCCAACGGCGGCUUGGUCUUCUGCAUGGAGUACUUUGCCAAUAACUUCGACUGGCUGGAGAGCUGUCUCGGGCAUGUGGAAGAUGACUACAUCCUCUUUGACUGCCCAGGCCAGAUCGAGCUCUACACUCACCUGCCAGUGAUGAAGCAGCUGGUGGAGCGCCUGCAGCAGUGGGAGUUCCGCGUCUGUGGGGUCUUUCUGGUGGACUCUCAGUUUAUGGUGGAGUCGUUCAAGUUUAUCUCCGGGGUCAUGGCAGCCCUCAGCGCAAUGGUAUCUCUGGAAAUCCCACAGAUUAAUAUUAUGACCAAGAUGGACUUGCUGAGUAAGAAAGCAAAGAAGGAAAUAGAAAAGUUCCUUGAUCCUGACAUGUAUUCUUUGAUAGAGGAUUCUACAGGUAUAUUAAGAAGCAAAAAAUUCCAAAAGUUGACUAAUGCCAUCUGUGGAUUGAUCGACGACUACAGUAUGGUCCGGUUUUUGCCCUAUGACCAAUCAGAUGAAGAAAGCAUGAACAUUGUCCUACAGCAUAUUGACUUCACCAUUCAGUAUGGAGAAGACUUGGAGUUUAAAGAACCAAAGGAACAGGAAGAAGACAGCUCAUCCAUGUUCGAUGAAUAUUUUCAAGACCUGGGGAAUAAAUGAAGAUAUUUAAUUUUUCCAGUAUUUAUUAAAGCAUGAAGAGCUUUGCAGGCAGAAUCUUACAAAGACUCGUUUUUAGCCUCAGGGAGAAGUGAUGGAGAAUUCAUCUUUCCAAAGCAGAAAAGAAUAUAUGGCUAAUCCACAAUUUGAACUUUGUCACUUCCUCCUUCCCCCAAAGAAAAAGGAUAAUUUGAAAAAAUCUACAAAUGUUUCCAAAUGGAGUCCUAAAUUCUCUAGGAUGUAUAUUACAUCCUGGCUGGGCUCUAAAUAUAGUCUGACUCGGGAUUCCCAUUUAGAACAAUUUAGGUUUGUAAAAAACACACAAUUAUGUGUUGACAAACCCUUGGUGCUGCUAUUUCUAGUAGAGAAGGGCUCAAUUUACUUUCAUUUGGGGGGAAGGACAGUUGGCAUUGUGAUGUGGAAGUGGUGAAGAAGGAGAUUUCAGCUUCCUAUCAAGAAAGAAAGAUUCCUUGACAAUGUAAGCUGCAUCCAGAUCUCAUGGGGCCCUUCAGGAUUCAGAGAUGGUCUGCCUUACUUCAAUCAAAGGCUGGUCUUGAAUGGUGGAAAGGAUCAUUUUUUACAGAUUCAAUUUGGACCAGAUGGCCUCUUUACUCAAAUUCUUUCCUGUGGUUUUGCUGUAGAAAAAUGAUUCCAUUCCCUUCCCUCAGAAUGGAUUGCCUAGAAAUUAGUUUUGUAAUAAGAAAUAAAAUGUUUUAUUUCAGUUA